CUCUAGAGAAGACUGAAAAUCAGGGAGAUCUCAACUCUUCUCUAUACACUCCACACUAUAUUUAGGACUUGGACCAAUCAGAAGACUUGCUAGCGUUACAUAUUCACCAUAUUCUGAACGGUAUCUCAACCUGGUGUUGUGAAGAAACUGGGGCCAUUGGUGCUUGUUGGUGAUGGGGUUUAUGAUGGAGGGCUCUCAGAGAGACUGGGAAAUCUUGCUGGAGCUAGAGGAACGUCUCACCAGGUGGCUGGUGCAGAGCUCAGCUUUGGCUUACUAUGGAAACCCAUGGAGCUCCAUGGAAACCCAGUCUGAGGAAGAAGAGGAAGACGAGGACAUCCCAGCUGUUCUCAGCCCCACCUACAAGCAGCGAAAUGAAGACUUCAGGAAGCUCUUCAAACAGCUCCCGGAUACAGAGCGCCUCAUUGUGGAUUACUCCUGCGCUCUGCAGAGGGACAUCCUCCUGCAGGGAAGACUCUACCUCUCUGAGAACUGGAUCUGUUUCUAUAGCAACAUCUUUCGCUGGGAGACACUCCUGACGGUGCGCCUGAAGGAUAUUUGCUCCAUGACAAAAGAAAAGACAGCGCGUCUCAUUCCCAAUGCCAUCCAAGUGUGCACGGAUACUGAGAAGCACUUUUUCACGUCGUUCGGGGCGAGGGACAGGACGUACAUGAUGAUGUUCCGGCUCUGGCAGAAUGCUCUGCUGGAUAAGCCCCUGUGUCCUAAGGAACUGUGGCACUUUGUCCAUCAGUGCUAUGGUAAUGAGCUUGGGCUGACCAGUGACGAUGAGGACUACGUCCCCCCUGACGAUGACUUUAACACUAUGGGUUACUCGGAAGAGAUCCCUGCUGAAGAGAACGAGGUCAGUAAUGAUAACUCCUCUAAGAGCAGUGGAGAGAAUAAGCAGGACAGCAGCCCUCAAUCACAAAAGAGAUCCAUCACACAGUCCACCAUCACAUCCACGCCCAGUAGCACAGACCUGCCUCUGUCUUUUGCCAUUCCUCCUGAGGAAUACACGGACUGCCUGCCGGACCCGGAGCUCUUGACGUUGCCUCUGCUGGCUGACGAGAGGAACUGCGAGUUGGCAGAGGGACAGCUGGGUCCAGUGUCCUCACCCUCGCUCGAUUUCAAUGAUAACGAAGACAUCCCAACUGAGCUCAGCGACUCAUCGGACACGGACGAUGAAGAAGUAGAGGUCCAGGCGUUCCAUGAUGACCUAAACGGGCGUCAGUGCAUUAACGAGGUCUACAAGUUCAGCGUGGAUAAGAUGUACUCGUUCCUCUUCACCGAGUCGCAGUUCAUGGCUGACUUCAUGGAGCAGCGCAGAUUCACAGACAUAGUGUUUCAGCCCUGGAGGAAAGAGGAAGCAGGGAACCAGAGGAGAGAGAUCAUGUACACCAUCUCGCUCUCCAACCCGCUGGCUCCCAAAACGGCCAACGUCAGUGAGACUCAGACUCUGUACAAGGCCAGCCAGGAGAACGAGUGUUACAUCAUCGAUGCGGAAGUUGUCACUCAUGAUGUUCCUUAUCACGACUAUUUCUACACACUCAACCGCUACACACUCACACGCGUGGCCAAGAACAAGUGUCGGCUCAGGGUUUCUACAGAGCUGCGAUACAGGAAGCAGCCAUGGGGACUGGUGAAAGGUUUCAUCGAGAAGAACUUCUGGAGUGGACUGGAGGAGAACUUCAGGAGCCUCGAACUGGAGCUGACAAAAGCUGAGGACCUGCUUUUAGAAGCACACGGGCCUUCCCCGAAAAUGAAAAACCUGAAAAACUCCACCCUGAGGCGAAGAAAAAGGGCCCUCCCACACCUACGCACACCUCACCUGGAGGAAACACUUAGCCCUGUGACCACGCCUACUGACGAGGAGGUCAUCCAUAGAAUCAAGCAUGUAUCAGGCUCCACACAAACAAGACACAUUCCUGAACACACCCCAGGGGGCGGCGCCUUCUGUAAAAUCUCCAAAUUGCUGCUCAUUAUCAGUUUCGUCCUGGUGCUGCUGGUUUUCCUGAACAUGAUGCUCUUCUAUAAGCUGUGGAUGCUGGAGUACUCCGCUCAGAGCCUGAUGACCUGGCAAGGCCUAAGUCUGGACGAGAGUAAAUUACCACAGACGCAAGUGGAAUGGGCUCAGCUUCUAGAGUCUCAGCAGCGCUUCCAUGAAGCCGAACUACAGAAAUGGAGAGAGAUCAUCAAAUCAUCAGUUCUGCUGCUGGACCAGAUGAAGGACUCUUUACUGAGUCUUCAGAGAGGUGUCACUUUUAGAGACUAUGGCUCGGACUCUGACGAGAAGCGGACUCGUUACCACUGACCCCUCCCCGUAGAGCCACUAGGUGUCGCCGGGCAGCGUCGAGCCACAUCUCUGUGUGCGAGUGUGUGUGCCACAGCAAAACAGGCAGAACCCGUCUGUGCACUGCUGUUACACGAAGGACGGAGAGAGAUCUCAGAGAAAGAGAGGGGGAACGUUUACGUCGAGUCCUAAAGGAUAUCACACCUCCGUCUGCUCUGUGGAAUCAUGGGAAUGUGAUGUCCUGCAGUCUCCCCUCUUUUUCUCUGCCUUUCAUUUACUGAUGAUAUGAUGCCGAAAGCCGUUGCUAUGGAGAGACAAAAGCUGUGGGUUGAAGAUGUGAAAUGGAGGCAAAAUUACAAGGUUGUUGGGGGGUUUUUUGCUUGUUUUUUGUUUGUUUUUUUGUUUGUUUGUUUGUUUUUUUUAGUUUCAUUUUAAAUCCUCCGGUCCUUGUGGUGAUGUGAAGCCUUUUCCUGUUCAGUGAAGAAAAGUGAUGUGUUCAUUUCAGCCUCCGGGAGACUCUCUGGCAUGUCAUUUCACUGUAAGGCUGCAGUGUCCCUUUACCAGGAUACACAUGGCCAUGGUGACACUCCGUACUUUUCGUAAAUGCAGCCGUUAGACAUGAAAAUCUAAUUGGUUACUGAUGUUAUAUUGUUUUUUGUGUCCAGAUUUGUCUGGUUAUUGCUGUAUUUUAAAGUCUUACAGAAGCCACAUCAAAGUAGUAAAGUGCCUUUUAAACCUCAAAGGAGCGCUUUUGUAAAUUUUAGAGAUUUCUGCUGCCUGUGAGCUGAAUCAUGAAAAUUUCCGAGCACAAGGUGAGCGCUUUGGGUCCAACUCGAGAGGCUGUAGUUAAGGGCGGGGCAGUGGCACUGAUACUGAUAGCCUUCUGGCUCUGCACUCUCUCCCAUCAGCUUCUCCCAGUUCUGGAACUUCCAGUUGCUCAAACUUUCAAAUUCAAUCACUUUACUGUUAUUUCAUCUCAUCUCAUUAUCUCUACCCGCUUCAUCCUGUUCAGCAGGGUCGCAGGCAAGCUGGAGCCUAUCCCAGCUGACUACGGGCGAAAGGCGGGGUACACCCUGGACAAGUCGCCAGGUCAUCACAGG
Messenger RNA from Neoarius graeffei (lesser salmon catfish), 3387 nucleotides. Its product is annotated as protein Aster-B-like. Gene Ontology annotation, cellular component: endoplasmic reticulum membrane; plasma membrane; endoplasmic reticulum-plasma membrane contact site. NCBI's taxonomy places the organism in Eukaryota, Metazoa, Chordata, Actinopteri, Siluriformes, Ariidae. The transcript has 17 exons. The coding region runs from base 173 to 2308 and encodes 711 amino acids. Gene Ontology annotation, biological process: intracellular sterol transport. Gene Ontology annotation, molecular function: sterol binding; sterol transfer activity. The record is from RefSeq and is a predicted model, not a curated record.